AAUUAAAUUAAAUUAAAUAUCAUUUUAUUGUUUCAAUUGUAGUCAAAAAAAAUUAAAAGAUUAAUAUUUAAGAGUUCAAGCAUGACUCAUUGUCUCCAAAUAUAUUUAUUCAAAUGUCAAUAGUAAAUGUAGAGAAAAAAAACUCGCGGGCAAUGUAGUAAAUCAAAAGUAAAUAAAUAAAGAAUAAAGAACGUGUUCGAUUAGUGAAAUCCGAGUGGAAUGCUUCACAUUAAAAAAAAAAAAAAAAAAGUGUUAGUGAAGCCAUGUGGCAUAUUGCCGACAUAACGCCGAUUAUAAAACAAAACUAAAAUGAAUAUAAUUAAAAUUACAAUAAUGAAAAAUACAGUACACGAUUUCUCUGUAAUUACCGUUAGUAAUAACGAACGCUAAAGGAAUUGAAAAACGAAUAAAAUAAAAAAAUCUGCAUAAAAUGCGAGCACGAAGACAUGGUAGCAAACGGAAUUAACCAACAACUCAGUAAUGAGUAUGGCAUCUAAGUUAUAGCGGGUUAAAUUAUUCAAAAAUUUGAAAAUUCACAUUGUUGAUAAUUUGUUAAUUAAAUUUAUAGUAUUAAUUUAUGUAAAUAAAUAUUGCAAUUUAAAAGAAAAUUAUAAACGAAGAUGGCGUGAAAAAGCAUCCAGCCACAUUGCCAACGAGUUCAUUGUCAUCAAAAUUUUAAAUUAUUUAUUAAGUUACGUAGAUAUGAACUGGCGUUAAUGAAGAAAACGUUUAUGCUGCAAAAAUAUAUAAGACGCAUAUAAUAAUAAUAAUAAUAAUAAUAAUAAUAAAGCGAUGAGUCGGUGUUGUUGAUGAUGAUUUGCUAAAAACACACGUGCGUACCGGGUCUUUGUGUCAUUGUUAUUAUAAAAUUAAUUAUUAUAAUUUUUUAAUUUAUUUAUAUUGAUACUAAUUACUGGUACGUGUAUUGAGUAUAAAAAUAUAAAAAAAGGUAUGAAAAAAGUAGAAAUGGAUGUAAAUAAUGGCAAUGAACUAGCCCCUUCAUCUUUUAAAUUCCACGAUUUUGUAAUAAAAGUUGGGGAGAUUAAAUUUGCUUGUCAGACAAUAAGAUUGCCAACAAGUUUGUAUCUAUGGAUUGGAGAUGUUAAUGAAGAAAAAAUGAAUGAUUUGUCGUAUGCAUUUACAUCAAAUUAUGAUCCUCUUCCUGUGGCAACUAAAUUAAUUGGAUCAACUGCUGAUUCAUCUUCUUGUAAUAUUGCUAAAAGAUUAACUAAAAAAUGUGGAAUGCCUGUUUAUGUCAGUUUCAAUGUCACUGCAGACAAUUUUACUUUACUGGGAAUUGAAAAAAGUAUCAGUGAAGAAUUUAAAACACAUCCUGAUAUUUUAGCAUCUUGAUUUACUUAGAUAAUUAAAUUUCAUUCAUUUAUUUGUUUCAUCAUUUAAAUAAAUUAUUAAUAAAUAUUUUUUUACA
Molecule: messenger RNA, 1429 nt
Organism: Microplitis demolitor
Lineage: Eukaryota; Metazoa; Arthropoda; Insecta; Hymenoptera; Braconidae
Product: proteasome assembly chaperone 4
Exons: 3
Coding region: 952-1353 (133 amino acids)
Biological process (GO): proteasome assembly
Source: RefSeq, a predicted model, not a curated record